Molecule: messenger RNA, 720 nt
Organism: Helobdella robusta
Lineage: Eukaryota; Metazoa; Annelida; Clitellata; Rhynchobdellida; Glossiphoniidae
Exons: 4
Coding region: 1-720 (239 amino acids)
Source: RefSeq, a predicted model, not a curated record
AUGACAUUCACGGCUGAAGAGCUGUUAAGAAUUAAGAACAUCUGCGAUGUCAAGAAAAGAGUGGUCUUUUUGUUUGGCAAUAAAAACAAGGCGCUAAGAGAUGCCAAAACUAUAAAACGAAUCGAAAACUGGGAUACAGAAAAGGGACCAGGGUACCCAAACGGAGGAUAUCCAGAGAGCAACAAAAAGAAUAAUAAUACGGCGGAGAAGAGGACACCCAUCCCCUACACACAGGAGAUAACAACGGGUGACAAGGAGGACAUAUGCGCAACAGUAGGGGACUCGGAUAACGAUGGGAAUCAGGAAAAGGAAAGUUCAUUAGGGCGCAAGACUAAAGAAGGGAAUAACACUAUAAUAUUAGGUUGCUUCAAAGGAGUGGAAGAGCUGAAGAAGAGAGUGAACUUUUUCUUGGAGAAAGACACGAAGAGUAUAGAUGGAUACUUGGUCCACAAGAAUAUCAUCAUAAAUACCAACCCCAGAAAACAUACAAGUCAGAUGUCCCUCGAUAUAGUGGAGAGUAUCUUGCCGUACCAAGAUGCCAACUGUAACGUAGAAAAUAUAAAGAAAGACCCGCACUCUCUGCUAAAGUCAUCUAUGAGGAGGCAGACAUUGACCAACAAUAUGUGCAAAAAUGAGAAUGAGUGCAUGUGCAUCAAAACGUGUAUGGAGGCAUUCAGGAAAAACACAUGCACCAUGUACAAUCAAAAAAACGUGCAAUAG